AUAGCGGCCGUGGUGUUGGACUGUGUCAACAUGGCUCCUGCUGCUGGCAAAGUGACUCCUAAAGACAGUCAGUAUGUCUCCAUGUUGGAGAAUCGUUUCCCCACUCUGCCACCGAGAGGCGCUCUCUUCCAGUUGCUGGAGAGUGCCAAGUUUGACGUCUCAGGUCUGAACACUGAACAGAUGUUGUUGAAGGACAUGAAAGCUGUUUCAGGAAGUCUCAAUGUUGCUGUUUCUGUUCUCUACAUCACACUGGAGGAGUUCCUUCAGAGGGCGGAGUUGGAAGCGGAGCUCUCAGGUUUCUGUCAGGGGUUGGGAUUUGAUUUGCUGCUGCUGAUGACCAUCUCCUUCACUGAGAGCAAAGAGCCAAUCAGAGAGCUUGCUGUGUUCAGCCACAGCCGCACCUGCAGGCAACAGAUGAGCCACUACCUGGAACAGGCUUGUAACCCCGCCCUCAAUCUCUGUCCAAUCAGCAGCCCCCAUCCUCACAUCACAGCCUAUCAGCAAGGAAACACAUUGGCGUCUCGUAAGAAGGUCCUCCCCAUCGUGAAAGUUUUCCUGAAGGAGCUGGACGGAGAUGGUUGCCUGGGAAAUGUGGAGGAGGAGGAGUCUCGGGUCCCUCCAACUCCAAUGAACAGUCUGGUGGAGGGUUGUCCCCUGGACGACGGCCUGCCGCACAUCAGCACUCAGGACCUGGUGGAGAAGGUCAGCAAGAUGGCUGACAGAGGAGGGAACUGACCUCUGACCUCAGCAGGAAGUCUGAAAACGAUGAAGGAACCGAGACGAUUAGGAGUUUGUUUAUGUUUCAAAUCUGAACAUGGGCGAUGUCAACAGAACCAACAACCAAAUCUUCAGAACCAGUCGGAGGUUGGUGUGUUUUUCUGGAUCGGUUCAGACUCUGACACCAGACUCUUAGUCUUGCAGUGUCACUGUUCAUCCAAAGGGGCUUCAGGGGAUAAUAAUAAUAAUCAAUUAUUAACAACUGAAACGGUGAUAAUGACAACAAUCAAUGCAGAUUAAAAUUUCUGAAGGUUUGUCAAAGUUUGUUACAGUUGCUAAAAUCUGUUUCUAGACAUGAAAACACCAAUGUUGACUCAAAUCAGCAUGUUAACCAGCUAGCUUCGGCCUUUUGUCACCCCACCCGACAGGGACCGCUUUCAGAGAAAAACCAACAUAAUGAACCUUAAGUGAAACUGUCCCUGAACAGAAGGAAGACAGAGCGCAACACUUUGUUUCACUAUAUUAUCUGAGUAUCAAAAUGCCAUGCUUGCUAGCGUGGAGUAGCAUACAGAUGUUCUUAAGUCAUUUUCAGAUAUAUGAGUCAGUCCAACAUAACGUCUGUCUCUCUUGCCCCCUUCAGGCCCUCAGAGUGAGUGCUCCUUCUCUUUGUUGUCUCAUGUAAAAUCGUUCUCCUACAUGAAGUCGUCCAGUCCGAACAUGCAGCAGUUUCAGAGAGCUGUGGACCAGGAAAAGUCUAACAAUAUUCAUGCUCCAUCGCUAACGUAGUUAGCACACACGUUAGCACACAUCGUUAGCCCAAUUCAUGCUUCUGCGUUGAAGCUACAUCAUAGCCCACGUGUAGACAUGUACCCUACGCAGAGCCCUACGUUGUACUCUCUGACGUGCACCUCCCCAAAAAUGAAACUAUGCGUCAAGGCGACGCAGAUCAGAGCUGUGAUUUGUCCGCUUGAUAGCAUCUCCAGAAGGCGUGCCAUUUUUGAAUUGAGAUGAAGGAAGGAACACGGACAACGUCUUUAUUUUGUUGCAGUUCUUUAAUAAAAUCUAUUUGCUCUUCAACAUCUAUCAGCUCCAACAUGAUCCGCUUAGUAACACACGCCAUUGCUACGUGCGUACCUAUGGCGUAGCUCCGACGCAGAAGCAUGAAUUGGGCUUGAGCUCGGUUUACUUUAGUAUUAACGUCACUGUUGCCCUGAACCCUGUUCAGAAAUCUGUCAGAUCAAUAAAGUUUUGUUUGAUCGUUUGGUUGAA
This is a messenger RNA of Paralichthys olivaceus (Japanese flounder), 1986 nucleotides long. The record is from RefSeq and is a predicted model, not a curated record. Lineage: Eukaryota; Metazoa; Chordata; Actinopteri; Pleuronectiformes; Paralichthyidae.